CCAGCGGUUGCCAUGGCGGCGCUGGGAGGAAGGCUGGCAGCCAAAGUUCUGCCCGAGGAAGGCCUGGUUGCUACGGGAACCAGGCUAACAGCCACAGGCCGCGGAGCCCCUUUUGCCUGCCUGCCAGGAAGGAAGGAAGGAAGGGAAGAAGGGCCUGGGGGGCUGCCCUAGAGGAGGAGGUGGCGGCAGCAGCAGCAGCAGCAGCAGGUGGUGGUGGUGGUGGUGGUGGAAGGACCUGAGCCAAAGGCUCUUAAUCCAAGAUGCUAACAGGUGGAGUCCAGAAACCUCUGGGUCCCUACAAGUUACAUGAUGGAUUUCAAAGCAAAGUGGUGGCACCUCGCAAUCCAAAGCUGGUCAGAGAAGAAAAGAAGAAGGAUGCCCCCCUAACACCAUCUGCUUUCCUGAGAGAAAUGUCUCUUACGACAGAGCAGAAGCUGGCGAACACCCGUGAAAUGCACCUGCCUCGCAUUGUUCAGCUUUUGGACAUGAGUGAAACCUCGCACCAGAAGUUCUCCUCAGUUGAUUUGGACCAGAGUCUGUUCCAGCCAUUCCCAUCAGAAGUCAUUUUCCAGAAUUAUGUCCCUUGUGAGGUCUAUGAAGUGCCAUUGAUUCUAAGGAAUAAUGACAAGAUUCCCCGGCUGGUGAAAGUGGUUCUGGAGAGCUCACCUUACUUCAGAGUUAUUAGCCCUAAUGAUGUGUGUAACAAAGUUGCACCUGGCAUGCCCUCGACAUUCCGCAUCCUCUUCACUCCUGAAGAGAACAAGGAUUAUAUCCAUGAAGUGACCUGCAUUACUGAAAGGGAAAAAUUUAUGGUGCCUAUCCGAGCCAUUGGUGCCAGGGGCAUUCUGGACUUCCCAGACCAGCUGAAUUUCUCCACUUGCCCAGUCAAGUAUAACACCCAGAAAACGGUGCUUGUUCGGAACAUUGGGAACCGAGAAGCCCGCUACCGGAUCACCACGCAGCGACCUUUCAGUGUGGAGCCGUCCAUUGGGACCCUCGGCAUAAGCGAGACCACACAAUUCACAGUUGAGUUUGAGCCAGAGAAGGUUGGCAAUCACGCCAAGGACCUUGUGGUGCACUAUGACACAGGAGAGGAUAUUCAUGUCAGCUUAUAUGGAGCGGCUGCAGAUGUCAACGUGAGGCUGGACAAGAACUCCUUGACAGUUGAAAAGACGUAUAUCACUUUAGCCAACCAGAGGUCGGUGGUUAUUCACAACCGGAGUGAGAUCAUUGCCCAUUUCCAGUGGAAGACUUUUGCAACACAAGGAGAGGAGGAGCAGAAGAAACACACGCUGUGCCAUGCCUUGCAGGCGGAAGAAGAGGGAAUCCUUGAUCAGUUUCUGGAGGAAUGCAGCCUGAAUCCUGCUUUCCAGGAGCGCCUCUCCAUUGUCACCCGCACCUUCCAGAACCGCCAGGCCAGGGUGCACGAAGACGCCAUGCUCUUCGACAACAACAUCUUCACCAUUGAGCCGCUGCAGGGAGAUGUUUGGCCCAAUUCCACAACUGAAAUCAGCGUGAUCUUCAGGCCGCAAGAAGCUGGGGUUUAUCACCACACCGUGUACUGUGACAUCUCAGGCCGCGAGAACAGACUCCCUCUGCGCAUCAAAGGAGAGGCCAUGGGUCCCAAGUUAAUCUUCAACUUUGACCAGCUGGACAUUGGGAAGAUUUUUGUGGGAUCAGUCCACAGUUAUGAGGCUGUCCUGUCUAACAAAGGAGCGAUUGAUGCCCUCUUCAACCUGACGUGGCCAACGACAGCCCUGGGCUCCUGCUUCACCUUUCAUCCCAACGAAGGCAUCAUUGAGCCAGGUGGCCACCAGGCCAUUCAGAUCACCUUCAGCUCCACCAUCCUGGGACAGUUUUUCGAAGAGUUCAGAUUCAAUGUGAAUGGCGCUCCCCAGCCUGUGAGCUUAGUGGUUAGGGGCUAUGUUAUUGGACCAACAUUUCAUUUCAAUGUCCCAUCCCUCAAUUUUGGAGAUGUCUCCUUUGGUUUUUCUCACACCCUGUCCUGCUGCCUCAGCAACACGUCUUUGGUGCCCAUGACCUUCAACCUUCGUGUCCCAGGAGAUGGCCACGGAGUGCCCAGUGUCAGGAGUAAAAUCCAAGUUGGUGACAUUUCAAGGGCGAGCUGGAGGAAGGCGAGCUUUGGAGGUGCAAAGCCCAAGGAGUUCACCAUCACCCCCAACCAUGGCAUUGUCCGUUCACAGGGACUCAUGGACAUCCAGGUGACCUUGUGUUCCAACACUGUGAAGACAUAUGAGACGGCCCUGGUCGUGGACGUGAAGGGCAGUGGAGAAGAUGUCCUGGCACUUCCCAUUUCAGCCAGGUGCAUUGCACCUCAGCUGCAUGUGGCUGAUCCCACCGUGAACUUUGGCCGCUGUUUCCUGCAGUACCCCUAUCAGCAAAUGGUGAAGCUUGUGAAUGACAGUGACCUCCCAGGGUGCUACUGUGUCCUUCCCCAGGAAUACGAGAAGAGCCCCCCAAUCCUGCACUCUAGCCCCACACCUUCCGGUAUUAUCCAGCCUCAUGAUGUGGUUGACAUUCCCUUGGUGCUGGAAGUUCAGGAGAGAGGGCAGCAGGCGGUGACGGCCUCCAUCGCCAUCUUUGGGAGUGAAGACCUCCCACUGAUGAUCCAGCUGGUGGUUGUUGGAGAAGGCCCUGUCGUUUAUGUGCAUCCUGCUAAGCUAGAUUUUGGCAGCAUCCAAGUUUUAGAAGAUACUUCUAGGGUUCUCUACCUUUCUAAUCAGUCGCUUAUCUCUGCCCCAUUUGAAGCCCAGAUGGCCCGCAGACACUCACUGUGGAGGAUUGAGCCCAACCAAGGGAUUGUCCCUCCCGAGUCUGAAACAGCACUCACUCUCGUCGCAAACCUGGAUGACACGGUGCUCUUCCAAGACUGGGUCAACCUGGCCAUCAAGAACAGCAAUUCCUACACUAUCCCCGUCCAGGCCACUGGCAUCGGGACCACCAUCGUCACUGACAAGCCCUUUGCUCCAGCCAUCAACCUGGGACCCCAUUUCAGUUUGGACCCCUGCUGCUAUCGCUUCAUGAUCACCAACUGUGGGCGUCGCACCCAUCAGCUCUACUGGAUGACUGAAGGCUUCCAGCCAUUUCGCCCGCAGAACAGUCUUCCCGCCAUCAACACAAAUGCAAAAAGCAAGAACUCCCGUUCCAGGGCUCAGCCCCAAACUCCGACGUUUAAGCUGCAGCCCUUGAGGAUGGAACUGACCCCGGGGAAGUCCAUGGAGAUGGUCCUGGAAGGAUCUUCUGACACUCCUAAGGUAGUGAAGGAGAGGCUGCUGUGUCAUGCCAUCAUAGGGAAGCAGUCUGGGAAGGAGCUCAUUAUGAAGGUGGAUGUCCUUUGUGAAUUCAUUGCACCCAUCCUACAGAUUUCCUCCAAAGAGAUCACUUUCCGAGUGGAAAAGAACCCCACCGAUGUCUUGACGGCACAAUACGAGCUUCUGACCUUGAAGAAUAUUUCCUCUCUCCCGCUCAGAGUCCUCCUCUCCUUGCAAGAGCCCUUUGCCCUCUGCGACACGGACCAUGAGAUGCUGCCAGCACCCGAUCAGCCCUUACUGAUGGAUGUUGGGGAGAUGUAUCACCUCUGCAUCAGGUUUGACCCCCUCUAUAGAGAUGACCUGUGCAGUCGAGUGGCAGAGGAUCUCCUGACGAUGCGUUACCUCGAACACCCCCAUGUGGACCACAUCAGCCUCCGGGGAGAGGUGCACUUCCCAAACCUUCACUUCCAGACUAUGGAUCUGAAUUUUGGCUGCAUCUUGAAUGACACAGAAGCGGUCCGUAAUGUCACAAUGACCAACUGCAGCCCCCUUCUUGUCAAAUACCGCUGGUCCUUCCUGACUGAUGACCUUGAGAUGCAAAUCAGGUUCAGCCCCAGAGGGGUGAAGCCUCUCCCUGAAGAGGAAGCAGCCAAGGAGCCUGAGGAGGACCCCCAGCAGGCCCCACAGCUGUCUGCGAGUCACCAGGACAGCAAAGACAGCAAAGCAUCUGCAAGAGAAACAGCCGUUGAAGAAAACACUAACCCUGCGAGUGGAGAGGAGGCUCCCCUGACAGAGCCCCUGGAUGUGGCAGGCGGCAGCGUCUCCUCCCAGGCACAGGAGUCCUUGCCGGCAGCCGCUGCGGAAGCAGGAGGAGAGGAGCUUCUGAAGAAGGACCAGGCAGAGGCCGAGCCAGAAGCCAAGGUGGAGGCUCAGGAGCUGAUGCUGUGGUGUGCAGAGUCUGAAGAGCACAACAUCACCGGCGUGGAGGAAGUAUUUGACAUCCUGCCUCUGUACGGAAUGCUGCACCCCAACGAGACCCAGGAGAUGUCCUUCACGUUCUACGGCCACGCCGACAUUGUUGCCCGCGUCAAAGCACUCUGUGAAGUGGAGGGGGGCCCCACCUACGAGAUGCUGCUGCGUGGCGAGGCCUCCCUUGUGAGCUACGCCUUCGACAGGAAGGAGAUUGACUACGGGCUCCAGUUAUUUGACAACGUGAGUGAGGCUGAGAUUACGCUGCGGAACACAGGAAAAGUGGCAUUCGAGUUCUCUGUCCUGGACGCCAUUUCCGCUUCGGCCAACAACCCUCCGCCUGGCGUGCCACUGACUCUGCCUGUUGCUGGUCAUAUUGAAUCUGAGAAGGAGCAGAUGCUGAAGGUCUACUAUUUGCCUGGAGUGCCGGAGGUCUUCCAAAGGACCUUCCGGAUCCAGGUGGCCCACCUGGAACCAGACAGCAUCACUCUGAAAGGAGAAGGCAUCUUCCCCAGAAUCUGCCUGGAUCUACCCAGAAACAUCAGAGGGAAUGAACAGUACAGCAGCAUCCUCAGAGAGGCAAAGCAGCGGAUAGAACAGGAUCCACAGAAAGAUAUGCUCAGUAUCUCGGAGGCAGUGGCCCCAGAGGAUGACUCCAGCACGGUGCUUGACACCCAGCUGCAGAUGGAAAUGGAGAGGCUGCUUGUUCAAGAGCAUGCCCUGGAGCAGCAGAAGUUCCUAGCCUGUGACCACACGGAGGAUGCCGCUGCCAGCCAGAAAGCUCGCCGGAAACUUGUCAAAGCUCAACUACCUGAGUACAUCUUGGACUUUGGCUACAUCAUCCUGGGUACCAUCCGAACGCACAUUGUCAGGAUCACCAACACCAGCCCGUUCCCUGUGUCCUUCUACGCAGACAAGAGAGUCCUGCGGGACACAGGUUUCAAUACUGAACUGGACCGGGUGAAGAACCUGCCAUUCUGCGAGACAGAGACGUUUGAGGUGCUGUUCGACCCCCAGAGUGUCAACCGGCCCCUCGGAGAGGUGGCAGUGCUGCUGCCCAUCAAGGUCCUUGGGGGGCCGACAUUCCACACCUCCCUCCGCGCCGUGGUGAUCAUGCCGUCGCUGUGCAUGUCCAAUGACAGACUGGAGUUCUCCGACGUCCAGUGUGGGCAGUGCCAAGUGGAGACCAUCCAGCUUCACAAUCAGCUGCAAGUCGCAUGCGAGUGGUUGGCCACCAGCACGGAGCAAAUGAAGAAGGUGGACAAGCACAUGCCUAUGCCCUUGCGUCGGAAGAUGCGCAAAGAAUUAAGGAGCAAGCCCCAAGUCUUUGAGAUGAUACCCCCCUACGGGAUCCUGGCUCCCGGAGAGCGACUCAAUGUGCAGGUUAAGUUUGCACCACGAGAAGAGAAAUCCUAUCACCAUUCGCUGAGCCUGAGCAUUUCCCAGAGCACCCAGCAGCUGUCCCUGCAUGUCUCCGGGCAAGGUCUGGAGCCGCGCCUGGAGUUCAAUCCCUCCAUCCUGGAGCUGGGGCCCCUCCUGCCUCAUGCCAUCGGGGACGAGGCGGAAGUGGUGGUGAAGAAUCCGUGCAGCUUCCCCAUUGAGUUCUACUCCUUGGAGCUUGACCCGCAGUACCUGCUGGAAGAACGGAUUUUGCGCAUGUUGAAGGGCUACGAUAGCCAUAAUAUUCUUCUGUUGCCUCCUCGCAUCCCUGGGGAGAAGCUACCCCCUGAAAUCCUGGAAUAUUAUGAAGAACAGAAAAAGGUUCUGGGCGACCAGGAGGCCGUUCACCAAGACAACGAGGAAGAAGGAGACCAUCCGCACCCUCUGGCUUCUGAGCACGGAAUAAAGCCUCACCCUUCCAGCACUGGGCAAACCACUUCCACGGGCGGCGGCUCCAUUCUCCCUUCCCUCUCACAUCACGAAGACACCCGGGCUUUCCGGGUGGAAUCCCGAAUGGAGCAGGAGGAGGAGGAAGAGGAGGAGGGGACAGAGAGAGGGCCAGUGCCAGGCAGCCAGCACAGCAUGGGCAAGCAUAAGGAGGCUGUCGGAGAGCUGGACAACAAUCCGGUUUCCAGGGCCAUUGCCCGCCACCUGGGCAUCGACAUCUCUCCAGAAGGGCGGGCUGCCAGGAACCGCAGGGGCAUCGUCAUCAUGAUUCAUGGGGCCCCUCUUACAGGAAAGACCAGUGCGGCCGUCACCCUCGCCAAGCACUACAGCGCGGCCUGCCUGUCCAUUGACGCCGUGGUUCUGGAGGCCAUCUCGGACGGAAGCAGCCCAGCCGGGCUUUGCGCACGAGAGCUCUGCAUCCGAGCAGCCAUUGAGCAGGCACAGCGGGAGAACGAGGAGGCUGGAGCCGAAGGGCAGCCACCACUCACUCUGGGGACCAGGCUGAGCACAGAGGCCUUGGCCAAGCACGCCUCAGAAGGCAGCCAGCAGAGUCUGGAGUCCAAGGCGGGACCCACACUGUCGGUCAUCUCCAAAGGCUACCGGGGAAGUACAGCAACAGCCAAGGGCAAGUCUGAAGGUCACACGUCCCAGUCCCAGAAGCAACAGCAGCAUCAGCAGGAUCCUGGAUCCCAGAUCCCAUCCAGCCCCAUUCCCAGCGCUCCCGUCCAGCGGCGCCUGAGCCUCAGUGCCAGUGUGGGAGGAGACUAUGGCCUGAUGAGUUGCGUGCUUCCUGAGGAGCUCUUGGUGGAGAUUCUCUCUGAAAGGAUGCAGCUCAGUGACUGCUAUCGUGGCCUGGUGGUCGAUGGGCUGGAGACCAUGUUUGCCCGCAACAUGAGGUCGGCGCUGCUCUGCCUACUCCAAGCAAUCAACCACCGGCGCUACAUCUACUUUGUGAACCUUGUGCAGGAUUUUGCUGCCAUGAAGGCCAGAGAGAAAGCCAAGCAGGAGCAGGAAGAACGGGAGCAGCAGGAAGCUGCCGCCAGGGAGAAGGCUCGCCUCCAGGAGAUGGACGAAGAGGAGUAUGACACCCUCACGGAAGAACAGCGAGUCCAGUUUGAUGGCGAACUGCUGCAGGCCCUGCGGGAUCGGAAGAAGAGGGAGCUGGAGAGGCUGGCAAGGGAGCUGGAGGAGAGGAAGCACCAGCAGGAGCUGGAGCGCCAGCGAGAGGAGGAGGAGAUGAAGAAGAAGAGCAAGCGGUACAAGAGGGAUGCGGUAAAGGAGAAAGAGGACCCUGCGGGGAAGAAGGGCCAGCCGGGAGGCAAGCAGACUCUCCCGGUUGCUGUUUUGAAAUCUGACGGCCGGCUGAAUGAAGGGGUGGAGCGUAAAACGUCUGCCAGAGACCGUCCAGAGGUGAACGUCAAUGACAAGGAUGAGAAGAAGAAGAAGCAGAGCAAAAUGACCCUGCAGAAUGGCCAGCAAGGGGGCCUGUCCACUCAAGGCCUGGACGAGGAGGAAGCCGAGAAGGAGGUGAUGAGCGAGAGUGAGAAGACCCUGGCCCAGCGCUUCAAGCUCUACGAGGCCACCCAGAAGGACAUUGUCCAGCUCCUCUCAUGCUGGGACCGAGUUCAGCUGGUGCAGGUGCAGCCUCCGGGCUCUGAGGAGAAGCAGGAGGAAGCCGAGGACCAGCGGCAGGCUCCGUCUGGCCGCAAGGGCCGGAAGGACCGGGAAAGGGAGCGCCAGGAAAGGCUGGAGAAGGAGAGGGCCGAGAAGGAACGUCUCGAGAAAGAGAAAGCAGAAAAGGAGCGUCUGGAGAGGCUCAAGGCCAUAGAGGACAACCGAGGGGCCGGGCAGGAGGGCGAAGGGGGCGAAGGAGCAGACAAGGACAUUGGGGUCCCGUGCCUGGAAAUCCAUGUGCUGAGCUCGGAUGACUCCAGUGGCAAGAGGAUCCUGGAGAGUGGCAAGCUGCCCGAUGUAGACCAGAUCUUGGAUGGCUUAGGACUGGGUCCCUCAGGGCCUCCCAUCCCUCCUUCUGCCUUCUUCUCUGUGAUUCCAUACCCAGAAAAGCGGACGGCCCCAGCCCCAGGGGAGCCUCUCAAGCACUUUACCUUCAUCCUCCCUGAAGACCCGACUCAGGAGGAGGACAAGAAGGAAGCGGAGGUUGCUGUGGAGGCCGCCGUAAAUCUCCCCUCAGUGAAGGAGGAACAGAUCAUCACCCCAACUCGAGGCAGGUCCAAGAAGGAAAAGCCAGACCCCACUCGGGAGCUCUCGAAGGACAAGAAGGGCACGGCGCGUGGCAGGAAGGGCCCUCACCCCAGCCCCGGCACCAUGACAGCCCUCUCGGAGCUGGAUCAGGGCGGCCUGACAGGGGCGCCCUCGAGUGAGAAGCUGCUCAGGCUGAACAACUUCCGCUGGACCAUCCCUGCCAACGGAGACGUCACCAUUCGCCUCCAUUUCUCCUCCAACACCAUUGGGCUCUUUGACCAAGUCCUCAACUUUGAGAUCCUGGGAACUCGGCGGCAGUAUCAGGUUUACUGCAGGGGGGUCUGCACGUACCCCAGCAUCUGCCAAGACCCCACGAUAGUGUUUUCCCGCCAUAAGAAGAGCAUCAGGCCUGGCGAAAUAAUCUUCAGAAAGUACAUCGUGAGUCUGGGUGUGUUCCACUUCGGCCCUUUGCUCUGUGGGAAGUCGAGGGAAAGGUACAAGGCAGCCCGCUACCCCAACCACAUGGAGAAGAUCAACAUCCUCAACACCUCCCCCUUGGAUGCCGAGGUGCUUUUCUACUUCCAGCACGAUGCCAAGGCCAUCACUUACCUCUUGGACCCCCCCUCCAUGACGCUGAAGCCCAACGAGCAGCAGGAUCUGACGGUGUGGGCGUAUCCAACGGCCAGCGGCAUCUUUGAGGACAACAUUGUCUGCUGCAUUAAGGACAACCCAGAGCCGGCUGUCUUCCAGAUCUGCUGCCAGGGGGUCCGUCCUGAGCUGGAGCUGGACCGCAGACUGUUGCACUUUGAGAAGCUGCUGUUGCACAGAAAAGAAAGCCGGGUGCUCUUCCUGAAGAACAACACUCCGUUGCCUGUAGCCUGGAGGGUCAGUGGGCUGGAGAACAUCGGCGAGGACUUUACCAUGUCCGACGAUACAGGGGUGAUCGAGCCUUUCUCCGAGUACUGCCUGCAGGUGAAUUUCAAGGCCACCAAGGCUCUCAACAUGAAGAAGGCCAUUCGCCUGGAGGUUUCAGAUUCAGAAAACAUCCUGGGGAUUGUCCAGAUUGAAAAUAUACAAAUAAUUGCGGAGGCCUACGAUGUUGCCCUGGACAUCAGCUUCCCCAAAGGCACAAAUGGCGGCUUGGAGUUUGGGUCUGUCAAAGUCCUGGAUGAAGCGAAGCAGGUCCUGUCUCUGAAGAACAAAGGCAAAUACGAGAUUGGCUACAGCUUUGUUGUGGAGUCCUCAGACCCCGGGAUGGCCAACCUGAGCCCCCUCUUCUCCAUCCAGCCUCAGAAGGGGAAUUUGGGUCCCAACGACCGGCCCGCUCAGGUCCAGGUCACUUUUCGCUCCAGGAAGGAAGUGAAAGUUGACGACAAGCCUAUUCUGCAGUGCCACGUCAUCGAGCCCAACAUCUGCGAAGGAGGGGAGACCAUUGCCACCAUCCCCAUCCGGCUGUCUGUGCAGUCCAUGUUCGCCAAGUACAGCAUCACCCCUCCGGCGCUCAUCAGCUUUGGGCCUGUGGUGUACGGGUCGCGGAAGACCUCCAGCUUCACCAUUGAGAACAAAGGGCCGCUGGAGUUCAAGUACGGCAUGUUCAAGCUGUUCCGAGACACCGCCAUCCCCGCCCGGAAAGUAACCUCAACUCUCAAGAAGUCCCAUUCGCGGGAGACAGACCUCACCCGGCAGAACGUCUCACUCGGCCGACAAAGCAAGCGGGCAGAAUCUCUCCAGAGGGAAGUGAAUCUCGUCUCGCAGACCCGGUUCUCCCUCGGCAUGUUCAGCGUCUACCCUGGAUUUGGCUCCAUUGCCCCAGGAGGCCAUCAGACCAUCACUGUGGAUUGCUUUGCAGACCCCGUCGGGAAGUGUGAGGAAUACCUGAACAUUGAGAUCACCGACAGAGACCCCGAAGACAACCCCAGUGGCAUUACCUACACUCUGUUUGCAGAAGCCUGCCUCCCAGGUUUUGUGACUGAUGACGUGGGGACUAUUUUUGAGGAGCAUCGGAUCUGCAGCAGCAGCAGCCUCAGCCAGGUGCUCAGGACUGUAGGGUGCAAGACAGUGUUUGUGACUGACGAGAACAAAUUUAUCUUCAACAAUGUCCUGGUUGGGCAUCAGUUGGCAGCCCGGUUCAAGAUCUGCAAUCUGGGUCGAAUUCCCUGUGAUGUCUUUUUUGCCGUCAAGCCGAUCUCCACUAAGUCCACCCUCCGCCUGGCGGACAUCUUCGAGAUCCACCCUGUGCGGAUGUGCAUCUCCAGCCGCUCCCACGCCUUUGUGACGCUGACCUUCUCGCCGCAGACCAUGCAGAACUAUCAGUGCCUUUUUGAGGCUUCCAUUGAUGCACCUCCCAGUGUGGCUGCCAAAUCACGGAGCUUGUCAUUCGAGGUCUCUGGAGAUGGCAACCUCCCACGCAUCACCGUGGCCCGCCCCGUGCUCCGCAACAAGAAGGGACACCCGCUUCUCCUCUUCAGGAGGCUCCUGCUGGGCCAUUCCGAGAAGCUCCCGCUUGUCCUGCAGAACAGUGGCAACAUCCCGGUCCAGCUGCAUCUCGACAUGUCCGACGAGCACAGCGCCUUCACUGUCAAGCCCCGGCCCGGCACCCGCUGCACUUACGUCUCCCAGAGCGAGGGAGGCGAAGCCGGCGAGGGAGGAGGCAGGAAGCCCCACCUGGUCUCCCUGGCCCUGCGCAGCGGAGAUUCGGCGGAGCUGGAUGUGCUUUUCCACCCCAGCGCCAGCCAGCCCUAUGAGGAGCUGAUCCGCCUCUCGAUUGUGGACAACCAGUACGAGGAGACCAGCGUCCAGCUGGUGGGCGAGGGCUACCAGGACGACAUCACACUGGGCAACAUCCACAGCUUCGUGGAAGAGACGGACCUGGAGGGGCCCCUGGAAGAGGACGCCGAGGGUGACAGGGAGGGAGAAGCCGCCGCCACGGGCAGGGGCUCCGGGCGGAGGAGGAGCCCGAACCUGCCCCAACCCCGUCUGGAAGCUGCCAGGACGGAUCACAUCCAUUUUGGGGACUGCCACGUUGGGAGGCCCUAUCAGGCAACGUUCACCAUCACCAACCACAACAAGUCCGCCGCGAUGCGAUUUGAAUGGCCCACUUCGGGCCCGCUGCACUUCUCCCCACAGGUUGGCCAUCUCCACGCAGGAUGCACCAAAGAUGUCAUCCUGACCUUGAAAUCCAGCAUGCCCAUCACCCUCAAAGCUCACCCAGUCAAGUGCAAGGUGUCCAGGAUCUCCUUCCAGCUGCCUAAUGACCAAGUGCCUGACUGGGACGAUCGCCUCCGCACGGUCAAGUGGGUGGAUGUCUCCAAGAGCACCACAGCCACCCGUCCGAGUAAGAAGAAGGUGAUCGAGACAGACCCGGAGCCUGCCUACGUGGUUGCAGAAGACAGCGCUCGUGAGCUGGUGCUCCGGGCCAGUGCCACCCUUGACUAUGCCCAGUACAAAAUGGAGGUGGACACCGUGCACUUCAAGGAGACGCUGCUCCUCCAGACCCGGGUGUUCAAAGUGGAGCUGUCCAAUACAGGGAAUGUGCAGCUGGAAUACUCCUGGAGAGUGGUCAUGGAGGACAGCGGGAGGGCCGUCAACUUUGCCAAGGAACCCACCUCGACAAGCCCAGAAGGGGAGGCUCCUUCUCACGCCUCUGCUGCUUCCGUCAAGGUCCAGUCCAGCCGACCGCUCAGCCAGCUGGGGAGCAUGCUGGACAGCUUGUCUUCCUACCUGCUGCCAGCAGGCUCCCACCCGCCCUUCUCCAUGGAGCCCAGCAGCGGCACCAUCCCCCCUGGCAGCUCCCAGUUCCUCGGAGCGCAGUUCUCCCCCCUGGAACUGGGCGAGUUUGAGGGCCGCCUACUCUGCAGCAUUUCGAACCUGAAGCCUGACGAGGAGGGCCCUGUGGUGGCUGUGAAGGGGAAAAGCCUCAUGCCAUAUUGCCAUUUUGAUCUGGAAGACUCGGACUACAUCACCGCAAGCAGACGCGCUCCCGACCUGCGAGGCCCUGGCGGGGCACCCGUGGACCCAAGCACCAAAGUGAUUGAGUUCACUUCGGUGGGAGUGCGCAUCAGAAACACCAAGAGCUUUGCCAUCAUGAACCCCACCAAUGCCCCCUACUCUUUCCAAUGGACCUGUGACCAGGAGGAGGAAGGCCAAGAGCACACAGCCUUCAUCUGCUUUACAGAACGGGGCCAGCUCCAGCCAGAGAAGUCCGUGGAGGUCAUCUUUGAAUUCAUCCCCCAACAUCUGGACAACACAGAAUCCUUCUGGACAUUCUCCAUCCCUGAACACAACAUUGCAGUUCCAUUCCUCUUGGUGGGCCACACCACCGACCCCGCGGUGUCCCUGGACAGAUCCCACUUGAACUUCCAUUCGCUCUUGAUCGGACAUGAGGCUCGUGAGAGCGUUGAGAUGAUCAACGAAGAGAACAAGGCCUACCCUUUUGCCUUCAGAGAAGGCUCCCGUUUUUCAGAGGGGCGUAUAAAUUUUCUGAAGGUGCAGCCCAUGGAAGGCUCGAUCCCACCUUGUUCCAGGCUUCUGGUUAACAUCUUCUUCAUGCCAACACUGGAAGGGGAGGUCAACUUCAACUUGCUCUGCGAUGUCAAGUGGAGGAGUCAGCCUCUCUGCCUGAACGUCAAAGCCACCGGCCACACCAUGAAUGUCUCUGUGAAGUAUGAGAGAAACGAGAGCUUGUCUACGGAGCUGGACCCUGACCAGGUGAACAUCGUUGACUUCCAAGAGGUGCAAGUGAAUGAUUAUGCUCACUGUAAGUUCUUCAUCCUGAAUACUGGCAAAUUCAACUUCACCUUCUCCUGGGAGUUUUACAACGCCAAAGCCCUGCAGCGGUAUUUUGCCCUCUCCCCAAGCAACGGCGUGGUGGAGGCCGGAGAGCGAGCGGAGGUGGUGUUCUCCUUCCACCCGCUGAAGGCCUGCACCUUAAAGGAUCUGGAGCUCAAACUACAGAUCAGCCACGGCCCCACAUUCACUUGUGCACUGCAAGGCUCCGCCAUGGCUCCCAGCAUCCACUUCUCCCCCACCAAAGUCGACUUUGGAAACUGCUUCAUCUACCACGCUGGAAUGCCCAUCCCCAAGCGGACCCUCACGGUCACAAAUAAGGAUGGCAAAGAGGCCAGGCUGGAGUGCUUGUUCGCCAACACAGCUUUCCUCGAAGUGGCCUCCCACGGCACAGUGCUGAGUCCUGGAGGGAAGGCAGAGAUCCCCAUCACCUUCUUUCCCCGAGAGGCCAUUGCCUACCACGAAGCCGUCGCCUUUGAAAUCAACGGGCUCUCCCAGCGGAGUGUUGAGGUCUCUGGGAAGGGCAUUGAGCUGAAGAUUGAUGUUGUGGAGCCUCACAGCAAAGUGCUGAAGUUCGGAGCCAUCCCUCCAGGGCACGUGGCGAAGAAGACAGUCACCAUUGUGAACAACAGUGUCACCUUUGUCACCUUCAGCCUGAGCUUUGUAUCCUCUGUGCCUGAGUUGCAGGAGAUGAAGGUUCUCACCAUGUCUCCUUUCAGCGACAUAAUCCUGAAGCCCAAAGGAGGCUCCUGCCACGUGGAGGUGACUUUCUCCCCCAAGGGCCGCAUCCUGCACUUCACAGAGGAGGUCCUGAUUGAGUGCCAGGGGAUCCUGCGCUCCUUCUUUGUGGUGCAAGGCUGCUGCCAGGGCAUCGAAGUCAGCCUGGACCAAGAGCAUGUCCCCUUUGGAGCGGUGGUCCAGCGGAGCCAGGCCUCUCGGCGCAUCACCAUACACAACACGGGAGACGUGGGAGUGGGGUUUAAAUGGGACGCCAAACGCUUCAAGCCCGACUUCUCCAUCAAGCCCGUGGAAGGCUACAUUUCCGCCGGCAUGGACGUCUCCUUCGAAGUGACCUUCCACCCUUGCGAGCAGAGCCAGGACAUCCGCUACGAGAACCUGCGCUGCCAGAUCCAGGGCCGAGAGCCCCUGAAGCUCACCCUGAGCGGGUGCUGCGUGGGAGUCCCCCCCGUCAAGGAGGUGGUGAACUUCAUUUGCCAGGUGCGGGCCAAGCACAUACAGACCAUCAUGCUGUCCAACCGGACCAACCAGCCAUGGACCCUGCGGCCCAUCAUUGAGGGGGAGCAGUGGAAGGGACCCGAGUUUGUGAGGGUGGAAGCCCACCAGCAAAACAAGCCCUAUGAGAUUACAUACAGGCCCCUUGCCAUGAACGUGGAGGGCAAGAAGGACCAGGGAUCCAUCUUCUUCCCACUCCCAGAUGGGACAGGGUUGCUGUACCUCCUGCAGGGCACCACAGAGCCCCCCAAGUCUGCAGGGACCAUCAUCAGGGAAGUGCCAUGCAAAACGUCCUACACCGAGCUGUUCCCCAUCACCAACUGGCUACAUAAGCCCCAAAGGUUCCGGGUCACAGUUGACAUGCUCAAACCAGAGAAGCUGGAAGUCACCACCACACUGAAGACCCUGGACUAUGUGGACGUGCCGGCCUCUGCCAAGAAGGACCACAAGCUCACCUUCUUCUCUUACAGGGAAGGCAUGUACAGCGCCAAGGUGACCUUCCGCAAUGAAGCAACCCAGGAAUUCCUCUUCUACCUGAUCACAUUCAAAGCCAUCCCGUGUGGCCCGCUUGGCACCAUUGAGCUGGCCACAGCUGUCCGGCAAAGCACCUCCUCCUCUGUCAAAGUGGAAAACCCCCUGAACUCUGCGGUGACCUUUGGCACGGACUGCAAAGUGCCCGACAUCAACAUGCCCUCCCAGUUCAUCAUACCUGCUCAGUCCGAGGGGGCGCUGGUGUUUGAGUUCCAACCCAUGAGGCCCGGAGAGACCAGCGGGCGCCUGGCCCUCAACAGCCUUGAGCUGGGCUCCUUCCAGUAUGACCUGAUCCUGAGAGCCACCCCGGCCCGGCCAGAGAAGCCGCUCCACUUCAGCACCAUGCUGGGCGGCAGCCAGAACAUCCUCACCAAGUUCGUCAACUACACUCGCCAGAGGACCGAGUAUGCCACCAAGAUCGACUGCCCGGACUUCCACGUGGACAAAGUCAUAAGUGCGCCUGCAGGAUCCCAGGCGGGCACCGAAGUCAGCGUGGAGGUCACCUUUGAGCCUUGCCAGCUGGGAGAAUCCAGGGGCACCCUCCUCCUUUCCUCCCCCACAGGGGGCGACUACGUCAUUCCUCUCUUUGGCUCCUCAGUGGCCCCCCAGCCUCAGGGGCCCAUUCAGAUCAGGGCUGGCACCAGCACGACCAUCCCCUUCAAGAAUGUGUUCUUGCAGACCAUGUCCUUCACCUACCUCGUGGAGAGCCCGGCCUUCACCGUCAAGGCCGUGGAGAGCAUCCGCUCCAAGAAGUCCGCCUCCAUCACCGUCUCCUUCGAAGGGAACCCCACUGGGAGCAAAGCUGCUGUCACCAGCAAGCUGGUCGUCUCGUGCCCUCGGGCAGCAGGGCUGGGCUCCGGAGUCUGCUGGGUCUAUUAUCUCAAGGGGAUCGUGCCUGAGAAAUGAACUCGCGGUGACCCCCCCGCCCCCCCCCGCCUGCCCAUCUCCUUUGAGCAACGCCCUCCUCGAGGAUGGGCAGCCAGGGCAUUCCUGGCAUUGAGCCCCCACACAUUUCAGUCGAUAGGAGGGUCACGACUCCACUGUGCCUUUGGGAGAACAGAGGCCACCGAUUGCCAGCAUCCCUGGGGCCCGUUUGGAGGGCUACAGGCUGCGCUUUGCAGUGCUUAGGCAAAAGCAAGACAUCCAUCCAAAUAAACGCGGCUUCUCCCUCUGGAAGGAGGGCAGCAGGCCCCCUACCAGGAGUGUCCUUUCUGUGUUAAGAAUUUGUCCAAAGUAGAGAAGAUGAUCCACUGAGUGCAUUAAUAAAGGCAGCCUCCCACACCCCCCCCCCAUAUUUCCUGGAACUAUCCAGCAUGCCCUUGUGCCUUAAACCCAUGAUCAGAAACAGUGUUGCAUGUUACUUUUGAGAAAGCUCACUUGCUGCACAAGACUGGAUUCGGGAAUAAAGUUAUUAAACAAAA
Hemicordylus capensis (graceful crag lizard) is the source of this 16300-nucleotide messenger RNA. RefSeq names its product HYDIN axonemal central pair apparatus protein (gene HYDIN). The transcript has 86 exons. The record is from RefSeq and is a predicted model, not a curated record. Gene Ontology annotation, cellular component: axoneme. The coding region runs from base 261 to 15785 and encodes 5174 amino acids. Lineage: Eukaryota; Metazoa; Chordata; Lepidosauria; Squamata; Cordylidae. Gene Ontology annotation, biological process: axonemal central apparatus assembly; cilium movement.